UUGGUAGGCGGCGAGCCCCCCCAAAGCUCUGUCUUUCUCCCCCGACGCUCUGCCUCCUUCAGCAAAUGCCCGAAAACACACACAGUCCCAGGGAUUCGCUGGGGAGCACUCUUGGCAGCGGCGGCUCACAACUAAAUCUUAAUGCCGAUGAUCCUGCAAUUCCGCGCAAAUCGCAGCAUAACUUGGCGUCGGCCACCGGAGGCAACCCAGACGAGCCCCAUAGUGGACUGCCAGAGAAGGACAGAACGUCAACUAUCCCGGAGUCGUUGAGGAAAUCAGCGCUGGUAGACGAUCAGGCGUCGCUUCCCCCGAAAGAACAAGACAUAAUUGUCGUAGACUGGGAUGGUCCAGAUGAUCCCGAGAACCCAAAGAAUUGGCCGGAGAAGAAGAAGUGGGCGUCAGCAGUUUCAGUUUCGCUGUUUACGUUUAUAUCACCUCUGGCGUCGUCCAUGAUAACGCCGGCCAUCUUCCAAGUCGCCGAAGACUUGCAUAUAACGUCGAGUAUACAGAUAUCCCUGACGAUCUCGAUAUAUAUUCUAGCUUACGCUGUGGGCCCCUUGGUUCUUGGUCCAUUAAGCGAGAUCUACGGUCGCUCUCGGCUCCUUCAGCUCGCUAAUCUGAUAUUCCUCAUCUUCAAUCUUGUAUGCGGCUUCGCCAAAACCAAGGGUCAGCUUAUCGCCUUUCGCUUCCUUUCCGGAAUUGGCGGCAGCGCUCCAUUGUCCGUUGGUGGCGGAGUGCUCUCGGACAUGUGGAACGCGGAUAAGCGUGGCCGUGCCGUAGGCAUAUACUCUCUUGCCCCUUUGCUUGGCCCCGCUAUCGCGCCUGUUGUUGGCGGUUGGAUUGCCGAGAAGUCUACUUGGCACUGGGUCUUUUAUAGCGUCUCAAUCGCAGACGCUGUCGUCCAGCUCAUAGGGAUGAGGUACCUCAGUGAGACUUAUGCACCGGUGUUACUUCAAUGGAAAGCAGAUAAGAUCAGGAAGGAGCUAGCCGGUGAUACAGAGAAGGGCGAUCCGAGGCUCGUCAAGACGGUGUACGAGAUCCAGAAAGGCGAGAUACGCAUGAAAGAGUUCCUUAUCCAAUCUCUUUGCCGGCCAUUUGCGCUCUUUUUCCAGGAGCCGAUCAUCCAGCUAUUUGGUAUCUAUCUGGCCUUCGUGUACGGUACAGUCUACCUGCUGUUGACUACCAUUCCAACCGUCUUCACAGACGUGUACCACGAGAAGAUUGGCAUCGCCGGUUUACAUUACAUUUCCUUGGGUCUCGGCCUGACCGUGUCGGCGCAAAUCGGCUCGCGCGCCCUCGACCGAGUCUAUAGGCGGUACAAGGCGAAAAACAAUGGUGUCGGCAAACCCGAGUAUCGUCUCCCGCCCGCCAUCGUCGGCACGAGCUUUCUGCCCGUCGGCCUCCUCAUGACCGGCUGGAGCGCACAGGAGCAUGUGCACUGGAUUGUGACCGACAUCGGCUUCGCGUUCGUCGGCGUGGGAAGCGCGUCGGCGUUCCAGUGCCUGAACGCGUAUAUCAUCGACUCUUUCCCCAGGUACGCCGCGAGCGCACUCGCCUCCGUGACGUGCCUGCGGUCGCUCGCGGGCUUCGGCUUCCCGCUGUUCGCGCCGUACAUGUACAAGGCGCUCGGCUUUGGAAAGGGCGAUACCAUCCUUGCCGCGUUCUGCCUCGUCGUCGGUAGCCCCGCGCUGAUCCUCUUCUGGAUUUAUGGGGAGCGCAUCCGAGGAAUGAGCCGUAGGGCAACUACGGCACCCCCAGCUAUACCCAAAGCGUAGAUGGAUUUUAGCAUGGACUACUUUAUAGCUGCCGUAAUUUCCUUUAAAUGUACUGGACAGCGCCUCCCGCGGAUAUUAUAUUGUUAACUAUCUCUGCUGCUAUUCUCUUCGUUGCAUAGAACACACACCUUCAUUGUAUAUCGACGUCUUUGUGACUUUACAACGCAAUACAUUUCGUGUCUACGC
This is a messenger RNA of Phanerochaete carnosa HHB-10118-sp, 1961 nucleotides long. RefSeq lists its product as uncharacterized. Lineage: Eukaryota; Fungi; Basidiomycota; Agaricomycetes; Polyporales; Phanerochaetaceae. Gene Ontology annotation, molecular function: transmembrane transporter activity. The transcript has 8 exons. Gene Ontology annotation, biological process: transmembrane transport. Bases 66 to 1775 code for a protein of 569 amino acids. The record is from RefSeq and is a predicted model, not a curated record.